CCUAUCUCUAGAAUCUCUAUUAACAAUAAAACUGUACCAGAAGUACUUAGUGAAUCGAACUUUCGUUUUACUGUCUGUACACUUGCUAAACAGCAUGUAUUACCUUUUCCUAUUAGUACACAUGUAUCCAGCAGUAUCUUUGAACUAAUUCAUGUUGACAUAUGGGGACCUUUUCACUAUCCUUCUAUUGAUGGUUCCAAGUACUUUGUUACUAUUGUAGAUGAUUAUAGUAGGACUACAUGGACAUUCCUCAUUAACAACAAAUCUCAAACCAAGAACAUCAUCGCAUCCUUCUAUAAUCUGAUCCUCACACAAUUCAACACCAAAAUAAGAAAGAUUAGAUCAGAUAAUGGACCAAAAUUCCAUUUGGCAGACUUUUACCAAUCCAAAGGCAUCAUUCACCAACUCAGUUGUGUUGAAACCCCACAGCAAAAUGGGGUGGUUGAACGAAAACACCAACAUCUUCUUAAUGUAGCCAGAUCUUUGAUGUUUCAAGCCAAUCUUCCAAAUCAGUUUUGGGGUGACUCCAUUCUCACAGCCACGUACCUUAUAAACAGAAUCCCUUCAUCCAAACUCUCUGAAAAGACACCUUACGAGCUUCUCCUUAACACAAAACCAUCAUAUUCCCACUUAAGAGUAUUUGGAUGCUUAUGCUAUGCAUCUACGCUUAGAAGAAACAGGUCAAAAUUUGACCCUAGAGCUGAUGCAUGUUUUUUUCUUGGCUACCCCAAUGGAAUGAAACGUUAUAAACUCUUCAACCUAACCACUCAAAAAUACAUCAUCUCAAGGAAUGUGGUCUUUCAUGAAUUUGUCUUUCCUUUUCAAGGCAUACCACCUCAAAUUACCACCACCAAAAUUCACUCGCUUCUCUUUCUAGAUAACAAUACUUCAUCUCAUUAUUCUCCCGCACCUGCAAGAUCAAACUUUUCUCCUUCUCCAGCUCUCACUUUAGAUUCUUCACCUGCACGCUCACCAACAUUAUCUCCAAUGAGUUCUACAUUACCAUCACAUCCUACUUCUCUUCAUCACUCCACCAACCUGCCUCCGCUUCAAGUUAGAAGAUCAGCAAGGAUUCAUAGACCACCUUCAUACCUUGAACAAUAUCACUACAAUUUGGCCAAAUGCAAUGAUUCCCAAAUCCAAUCUGAUUCCAAGAUGAUUGUCACACCUGAAACAGGUAAGCAAUAUGACAUUUCAGCAUAUGUUGGUUAUGACCAUUUGUCAUCUGCUCACAAGGCUUAUGUAUUGCCCAUAUCAUCAUCUUAUGAGCCUACAUCCUAUCAUCAAGCCUCCAAGUGUCCAGAUUGGUGUACAGCAAUGGAUGCCGAGCUCCAAGCCUUGGUUGCUAACAAUACUUGGACUCUAACAACUUUGCCCCCACACAAGACCCUUGUUGACUGUAAAUGGGUCUAUAAAAUUAAAUACAAGGCACAUGGUAGUGAAGAAAGAAAGAAAGCACGACUUGUUGCCAAAGGCUUUAUACAACAAGCCGGGUUGGACUAUCAAGAUACUUUCUCUCCUGUGGCUAAGUUGGUCACAGUUAAAGCACUUUUAGCAGUAGCUUCAACACAGCAAUGGUAUCUGUUCCAACUUGAUGUGAAUAAUGCUUUUCUUCAUGAAGAUUUGGAAGAGGAGGUGUAUAUGCGCAUGCUUCCAGGGUAUGAGCAGCAGGGGGCAAAUGGUGUUAAACUUGUAUGCAAGCUCAAUAAGUCCAUUUAUGACCUUAAACAAGCCUCAAGGCAAUGGUUCAACAAACUAUCCAGUUUCAUCGUCUCUCAAGAUUUUGCUCAAUCAUAGUCAGAUAACUCAUUGUUUACCAAAAUCAAUGGUUGCCCAUCUACCAUCUUACGAGUCUAUGUUGAUGACAUCAUCAUUGCUGGAAAUGAUUUGAUGUACAUUGAUCAGUUUAAGAAGGUUUUGGACCAACAGUUUAAGCUAAAGGACCUUGGAACUUUGAAGUAUUUCUUAGGUCUUGAAGUGGCUAGAAAUAACACUGGGAUCUCCAUUUGCCAAAGGAAAUAUGCUUUGGAAGUUUUGGAAGAUGUGGGAUAUUUGGGUGCUAAACCCGCCAAAAUACCUUUGCAGCAAAAUUUGAAACUUUCUAAAUCAGAUGGUGACUUGAUCACUGAUCCCAACACCUACAGAAGACUUGUAGGCAGAUUACUUUACCUUACCAUCACCAGACCAGAUCUCACUUAUCCGGUUCAGAUCCUCAGUCAAUUUGUUGACUCACCUAGACAACCACAUCUUAAUGCAGCCUUACAUGUACUAAGAUAUCUUAAGGGGACUGUAGGACAAGGUCUGUUCUUUGAAAAGGAUUCAGAGGUGCAACUUAAAGGGUUCUGUGAUGCAAACUGCGCUGCAUGCUCAGAUACCCGAAGGUCCAUCAUGGGGUAUUGUAUAUUUUUGGGAAAUUCAUUAAUUUUAUGGCGAUCAAAGAAGCAAAGCACCGUGUCCAGGUCCUUUGCAGAAGCUGAAUACUGAGCUAUGGCUUUAGUAGUAUGCGAAUUAACAUGGCUGCAAUACAUACUUGCUGAUUUGGGGAUUAAACACAAGGAUCUAGCAUUAUUAUUCCGUGACAAUCAAGCAGCCAUACAUAUUGCAGCAAAUCAGGUUUAUCAUGAAAGAACAAAACAUAUCGAACUGGAUUGUCACGUGGUCAGAGAGAAAAUACAAGAGGGUGCUGACUUUGUUACUGUUGGAUCUUCCUGGACUUCUGUUUUUCUCUACAUACACACUUCUUGUCCUUUUUUGGGCUGAGAUAUAUCACCAGUCUUGUGAAUGUAGUCAUGUCGCACGAGCUAUCUCCAACUCACUCAUCCUUAUUAUUGGGCAGGCUAGAAGUUUACCAACAGAUAAACUUAGAAUUUGGUACUUUUCAAUCAAUGGUGGAAUAUACUUCAUACAAGUCUGUAUCUGGGUAUACCUCUGGAUAGAUGACAACAGUGCUGUGGAAUUUCUUGGCAAGAUAUUGAUUGCAGUGGUAUCAUUCAUAGCUGCAUUAGGUUUCUUGCUGUAUGGCGGAAGGUUAUUUUUAAUGCUGAGACGCUUUCCCAUUGAGUCCAAAGGAAGGAGAAAGAAGCUUCACGAGGUCGGAUCUGUGACAGCUAUAUGCUUCAUUUGUUUCCUAAUAAGGUGCUUUGUGGUUGAGCUAUCUGCUUUUGAUUCAGACGCAUCACUAGAUGUAUUGGACCAUCCAGUUCUGAAUUUAAUCUAUUACACGUUGGAUGAGAUUCUCCCUUCAGCUCUUGUGUUGUACAUCUUGCGUAAGCUGCCUCAAAAAAAAGUAUCAGCCCAGUACCACCAGAUCCAUUAGUAGGGCAAGCAUUGUUGGUUGAGUUACUAUUUUCUUGGUUCCCACGGUUCUAGUGUUGGAAGUUUAGUAGAAUCGAGCCGAAAAAGGAAAAGAAAGAAGCAAAAGCCUGGAAAACUAUCCUUGUGUAUUAUAUUUUUGUGGGAGUGGUGUCUACAACUAGGUUUUGAUUUAUUGAACUCAAGAUACUGCAUGUUAAUGACAAUUAGAAAAUGUAAAAAUAAGGAGGAGAUGAAAUGAAGCGUGGUAUGUGAUUGUAAAUCUCCUUAAAAUAGAAUUCGUCUCUGCACUGAUGUUAAUAGGAUCAAAUGAAUGCAUGUCUUUCAUGAUGCAA
Molecule: messenger RNA, 3647 nt
Organism: Olea europaea var. sylvestris
Lineage: Eukaryota; Viridiplantae; Streptophyta; Magnoliopsida; Lamiales; Oleaceae
Product: tobamovirus multiplication protein 1-like
Exons: 9
Coding region: 2621-3316 (231 amino acids)
Cellular component (GO): plant-type vacuole membrane
Source: RefSeq, a predicted model, not a curated record